AUGAAUUCUGAAAAAGAUGGAUUAGAUAUAUUGUAUGAACAGUUUUUAACUGAAUUUUUGGAAAUGACAGAGGAAGACUAUAUUAAGUGCAUACGAAGUUCUUUAAAAGCAUCUAAAGUAUUUCUAGAAAGGACACCUAAAGAUAUUCGUGUAAAUUUGUACAACGAGGCAGUCUUAAGAGCCUGGAAAGCAAACAUUGAUAUUCAGUUUGUAUUAGACCCAUAUGCUUGUGCAAUGUACAUUGUAUCUUAUAUUAGUAAAUCACAGAGGGGAAUGAGUACAUUAUUGCAUGCUGCUGCAAAGGAGGCCAGAAAUGGAAAUUUAGAUAUAAAGAGACAGGUUCGACACAUUGGAAAUGUAUUUUCAAAUAGUGUUGAGGUUAGUGCCCAAGAAGCAGCUUACUUAGUACUUCAAAUGCCUUUGACUAGGAGCACAAGAGAUGUAAUAUUUAUUAACACGUCACAACCAAAUCAGCGAAUACAGGUUCUCAAGACAAAAAGUGUAUUGGACAAGCUGCCAGAUUCUUCAACAGAUAUUGUAGCUGACAAUAUCAUCAGAAGGUAUUCAAGAAGACCAACGUGUCUCGAAAACUGGUGUCUUGCUGAUUAUGUAUCACAGUUAGAAGUUGUCUAUCCAAAUGAUGAUGAUACUCCUCCUACUGACCAAGAUGUGAAUGACGAUGAUAACAUGGUUGAACAUGAAGUAUUCAAUGAUGACCAAACUCUCUUGGUACUGAAAAAUGGUAUCAAAAUUAGAAAGAGACAAAACCACAAAGUUAUUCGUUAUGUUCGAUUUAAUCUCAAAUCAGAUGAAGAUAAUCAUUUUCGAGAAAAACUUCUUUUGUUUCUGCCAUGGAGAAAUGAAAUGACAGAUUUGACAGCUAACUAUGAAACUUAUAAGGAGCAUUAUGAAGCAAAAAAGCAUCAAAUUGACAGCAAGUGCAAACUGUAUGAACACCAUGUUGAGGAGCUAGAAAUGGCUCGGGAAGCUGCAGAAAAUGACUUUGAUGCGUAUGAUGAAAUAGCCCCAGAAACACAACAAGUUGAAGCAGAAACAGCUGAGGAAGAGUCAGUUGAAUCUGAGACAUUUGUUUAUUUCAAUCCUGAUAGAGCUAAUGAGCAGAGAGAAUAUGAUAUUGGUAUUGAACUAGGAAGCUGUGCUUCAUCUGCUACAAUUGAUGUAAAUGAAAAUGUGAUGCCAGAUGAACACUACAGAGAACUUUUGAGAUGUUUGAAUACAAAACAAAGACACUUCUUCAACCAUGUUAUACAUUGGGUAAAAACAAAUGAUGUGCCAUUGUAUGCUUUUUUGACUGGAGGAGCAGGUGUUGGUAAAAGUGUAGUAAUAAAGGCUUUGUAUCAGACCUUGUACAGAUAUUUUAAUCUCAGAGAAGGUGAAAAUGCAGAUGAGAAAAGGGUACUGUUGUGUGCGUAUACUGGUAAAGCAGCUUACAACAUCAAUGGUUCAACAAUAUCGACAGCUUUCCAUCAAAAAUUUAAGCAAAAGGAACAAACUUUAAAUUGUGACAAGCUCAACACAUUUAGGUCAAAGUAUAGAAACCUUUCAGUUGUCAUUAUAGAUGAGAUAUCAAUGGUUAGCAAUUCAAUGCUAAAGUUUAUUGACCAAAGACUUCAAGAACUGACGGGCACAAGAAUACCUUUUGGUGGUAAAAGCAUCAUAGCUGUAGGUGACUUGUACCAGUUAAAGCCAGUGGCAGGAUCUUGGAUAUUUCAAGACCUUACACAUGAUGCAUCUGCUUUAGCAACUAAUUUCUGGCAAGAUCACUUUUCCAUGUUUGAGUUGACUGAGAUCAUGCGACAAAAGAAUGACAAUGAAUUUGCAGAGCUGUUAAACAGGUUACGUUACAAUAAAAUGACAGACCAUGACAAAGAACAGAUCCAACAAUGUCAGGUUGAUCCAAACUCGGUAACAUACCUACAGAAUGCACCCCAUAUAUUUGCAAAAAAUUGCUUUAUGCAAGCAUUUAAUGACAAAAUCAUCAAUAACAUUAAUUCUCAAAAAGUUGAAAUUUCUUGUCAUGACUCAGUUGUAGGAGCAAACAUAUCACAGGAUAGACAAAAUGAUAUUUUGAAAAGAUUACCAAGAGUUGCCUGUAGUACGAUGGGUUUGCACUACUCUUUGAUAGUAGUGGUUGGCAUGAUAUAUGACUUGACUGUUAAUAUUGAUACAGAAGAUGGGCUAACUAAUGGUGCCUCUUGUGUAGUUAAAUAUAUAGAAUACAAGCAAGCUGAAACAAAUAGACACAGUAUUAUAUGGGUAAACUUUGAUAACAAACGAAUAGGCACUGAAAGACGAAAAAAAUAUCACAAUAGAGGUUUUUAUCAUCACUUAAUUGAUGACAGUUGGACUCCCAUAUUUGACAUAGAGCGAACAUUUCCACUGAGACAAAACACAAUUCAGAGAAUACAGUUUCCAUUACAACCGUCUGCAGGUAAAACUGUUCACAGAGCUCAGGGAACCACUCUUGACCAAGUUGUUAUAGAUUUGUCACAACGUAAACCAAGAAAAAAUCCACAUAUCCAUUAUGUAGCUUCAAGCAGAGUGAGAUCUAUUAAAAACCUCCAUAUUUUGAACUUCAAUGAACAGGCAUUGUCUUUGGAUGAACGUGUAGAAGUAGAAAUGGAAAGACUUUAUUCUAAAGCAAAUCUUCAACUCUGUUAUGUCCCACUUGACACAGUCAAUUCUGAUCAACAUUUUAAAAUAGUCUAUAACAAUUGUAGAUCAUUGCGCAGACAUUUUGAAGAUGUAGCAGUAGAGCAGAAUAUCAUGUCGACACAUGUGAUUGGACUUGCUGAAACAAGAUUAGUCCGAAGAGAUGAAAAUUCAGACUAUUCAAUAAAUGGGUUUCAGCUAAUAAGAAAUGACCAAAACCAAACAAAACAGAACAUCAGACCGUCUCAUGGUUUAGCCUUGUAUGUUAAAAAUGAUAUCACAGUUUCUAAAUGCCAUUGCUAUAGUACAACGAAUUUUGAGUGGAUAGUCGUAGAUGUAAAACAUAUGCUAAUGCAAAUGCAAAUUGUGAUGCUGUACAAAUCACCCGGUCUUUCUUUUCAUAGUCUUGUUUCAACUAUUGAAAAACAGCUUUUUGAGCACCUCGACUCAGAUAAACCAUUAGUUAUCAUGGGAGAUUUCAAUAUAGAUGUUUCACAAAAUGACAGUCUGAAACGAUUUAUGAUCGAAAGAUUAUGUUGCCAACAAAUGAUGCAUGAACCAACAACCGAUCACGGGUUAACAAUAGAUCUGGUAUUUGCAAAUUGUAGUGGCAGUGUUGGAACUAUAGAAACAUACUGGUCAGAUCACAAACUUGUUUACUUUUAUACAUAA
Molecule: messenger RNA, 3345 nt
Organism: Mercenaria mercenaria
Lineage: Eukaryota; Metazoa; Mollusca; Bivalvia; Venerida; Veneridae
Exons: 1
Coding region: 1-3345 (1114 amino acids)
Biological process (GO): telomere maintenance; DNA repair
Molecular function (GO): DNA helicase activity
Source: RefSeq, a predicted model, not a curated record